Ruditapes philippinarum (Manila clam) is the source of this 3437-nucleotide messenger RNA. RefSeq names its product glutamate receptor ionotropic, NMDA 3A-like. The annotation marks the transcript as partial. Gene Ontology annotation, molecular function: transmitter-gated monoatomic ion channel activity involved in regulation of postsynaptic membrane potential; NMDA glutamate receptor activity. Gene Ontology annotation, biological process: synaptic transmission, glutamatergic; monoatomic ion transport; ionotropic glutamate receptor signaling pathway. The transcript is spliced from 6 exons. Gene Ontology annotation, cellular component: plasma membrane; postsynaptic membrane. Lineage: Eukaryota; Metazoa; Mollusca; Bivalvia; Venerida; Veneridae. The record is from RefSeq and is a predicted model, not a curated record.
AUGAAAUAUUACAAAAAUCCAACAUUCACGUAAAUGCUGGUGUAAUUUGAAAAUUCCAUCUGUGGUAAAACAUUUAACAGAUACAUUAACGGAUAUUUGCGGAGUAAAUAGAUGCGGUAAUUACAAAUGACAAUAUGACGCGGACAUUCAAUAUGUCGCCAACUACCCGUAUUGUUUUAGAUAAUGAUGCAGCCUAUCACCGAGAAAACCUGUCACGGUCUCGCUAGAGAUAUAUCGCCGAUCAACAAUAAAUAGGAAGUAGUGUGAACGUGAUAUCAUGUGAAUUAUAGUACACGGAUUGCCGGUUUGUAGAAAAAAGCAAUUAUAUAUGAUGUUUUUUUCCUCUGUAGAGAGUUUUAUUGAGAUGGUAUAGAUUAACAUUAACUGUUUAUGGUAUUGUUUUUAUUCAAUUAACAUUAAGGGCGUUAUGUUUUAAGCAUAUGGACUUCUAUGUGUAAUUCAAAUAUCAACAGUCAUGUUACAAGUAUAAAAGUAUUCUUGCAUGGAUUUUUCAAUAAAGGAUCGUUUUUGUUUUACAUGAUAUGACAUGUUAAAGGUAAGCAUACUAACAGCUGUUUCAGUACUAUAUUUACCUGCUAAUUUACACAUUCGUUUGUUUUGAAAAUAUUUAUAUCAGCAGAUGCUUAUUUUAUAAGCUUACGUAAAAUUGAAUUACCAUUAAGGUGACAUGAAAGGAAUCAACAUUGGAAUCAACAUUAUCUGACAAAUCUUAAGCCAUUUGGUUUUGUAACAGAUAUGAGGAAACAAAAUAAUAUAGCUUACAUAUGCUGUUUAUUUUACAUUUUUGUUAAAAUUACUUCAUGAUACAUUAUGACGCUUGAUCCAACGUCAGAUACAUGAUGCAUUGGUGGUGUUUUUUCUGGAUGCUCACGGCUUUAUUACUAUUUGUGUAUGGUAACACAUUGAGGCCACACAUCGAGAUUGACGCCAUAUUUGAUGGAGACGAUUAUCCACUGUUCAAUACAGUAUUUUACCGCGGAUUUAAGGAAAAUAAACUUCUCGCUAAGCACAACCUUAGUAUAAGUAAAAGAGCUGAAAAUUUGGAUGGAGAUAUUUAUUCUUCUUUGAAAAAAUUAUGUGGGUUUUUCAAUAAUCGAGAUGUAAGAGUUAUUCUAGUUGUGGGGAAAGAGUCAACAAUUCACACGGUUGGACAGGUAGCAGAACCCCUGGGUAUACCAAUAUUGGGGUAUACAACCGAUACAGCUGCUGAUAGAUAUGUACAGUCGCACAAUCCUCUUCUAUUGAUGUUGAAACCGUCCAGAAAGGACCAAGCCAACGCCUUUCUACAGUUCUUUCAGGCCAACUUUUGGUUUAAUAUUCUCAUAUUAGUGCAGGAUAUGUUUGUAGCAGAUGGAUUUUAUGAAGAAAUGAUGAGUAAAAUUUCUGAUCCUAAAUGGUCUCUUCAAGAAAAGAUUCUACCCGAGAGGAUUAGUAAUUUGGAGCUAUAUAAUCUUGUUAUUUCAUUGUUGGGCAAUCAGCCAAGACUUAUUAUUAUUCAUACGGAGUUAUCACUCGCACAGCGGAUAUUUAAAGCAGCAAAGGAGGCAAACCUAACAUCAUUCAAUCAUGCAUGGUUUGUCACGGAAGCGAGCUUCUCGCACGACCAGCAUAACCUUAACCUAUUCCCCGCUGGAACCCUUUCCAUAAUACCAAAUUACGCGGUAAAUCUAGAAAAUGUGAUAUUAGACGGGACCAAUUUUAUGAUAAAAUCUGUGAUAAAAUUUUCUAACAACAAAAAAUCUAUUCUGAGGAGCUGCUGGAAUGACUCAACCAAAUUAUAUAAAACUGUCGGUAAAGAAACUUAUAGAAAGUUAAUAAAAACGAAAUUAACAGGUGUCUCUGGAGAUAUUAUAUUCGACAAUCAGGGGAAUUUACAAGCAAACAGCUUUGUUGUGCAAAAUCUAGUGUUUGAAGAGGGGCAAAUAUUCUGGAGAAAAAUAGGUCAUAUACAUGGGGAAGAUGUGACCCCAUUUGGAAUUAUAUGGCCAGGAGAAUCUUUAACAAGUAAUAUUGCUUAUGGAAGAAAAAGGUAUAGAAUUGUAACAAAUCCUGUAAAACCAUUUGUGAUGGAUGAAGAACCUCAUCCUGAUAUUGGAGAAUGUGCAAAAGACACAACGUGUAUAUAUAUAAACUCUACGGGUAAACAAGAAAUCAUUCAGGCAUUACAAGAUUAUGAAAAUGGUAUUUAUAAUGACAGUCAUCCAUACACGAUAAACUGCUGUCGUGGCUUAUCAUUAGAUUUGCUCAAUAGACUCGCCAGUGAUUUAGAUUUUGAUUACACUUUGUACGUAGUCUCAGACUUAACUUACGGCAAAGAAAUCAAUGGGACAUGGAAUGGAAUGGUCCGUGAAUUAAUGGCCGGCACAGCACAUAUGGCUAUGGCGGCUUUUAGUAUAACUAGAUCGCGAGUGAAGGUAAUAGACUUCACAAGUACUUACUUCUUCUCAGGGUUUUCCGUGUUGUAUUCGGAGAAACAAAGAGCAUCAAAUAUGCAAGCCUUUCUAGAGCCUUUUGACAUACCUGUAUGGUUCGCCAUUCUGAUAAGUGCAACUAUUGCGGCUAUUGCCAUGGGACUAUUUGAAUGGAACAGUCCUUUUGGGUUAAAUCCGUGGGGUAAGAAAAGAAAACAGAAUUACACGCUGGCGUCUGGAAUGACAAUGGUUUAUUCAGUGUUAUUUGGACACACCGUUAAAACAAAGUCACCAAAGGCUUGGCCUAGUAAAGUGCUUCAAAAUUUCUGGGCCUUUUCCUGUAUUUUCAUCAUAGCCAGUUACACUGCCAACUUAGCUGCUUUCAUUGCCGGGAAACAUGCUGGUCUCUUCUAUAACAACAUUUAUGACUCCAGGUUGCUGGACAUAGAUGUUGGUGUUUUGCCCGGAAGUGCUGUAGAGGGCACCGUUAAACAGCUCAACCCAAGACUGCAUGCAAAGUGUCGUCAAGUAGACACUACUGAUAAUGCCAUCGAUAGACUUAUUCACAGAAAUUUGGAUGCUUACCUGGGUGAUUAUCCUAUUCUUGACUAUGCAAGGGCCAAACUAGACCCAGAAUGUAAACUUCGUUUGCUCACACAGACAUUUGGAGAGGACGGUUACGGCAUUGGUUUACCAAAAGGCUCUCCUCUCAAGAUGCCAUUGUCAAAGAAGAUUCAGAACUACCACGAGAGUGGGUAUAUAGAAGAUCUUAUAGAUGUACAUUUUGCUGAUUCUCAGUGUUAUAAACAACGCAUAAAACAGGAAGAUUCACGGCUAGAAGUGCAGCAUCAUGCCGGAAGUUUUGUUAUGUUAUGUGUCGGAAUUAUUGUAGGUGUAGGAGUACUAUUUUUAGAACACGCCAUCUUCAGAUGGGUAGUGCCAGCAUUAAGAAAAAAGCCCGGAUUAAGUUUUUGGAAAAGCGUUCACGUGAUGUUUUUCAGCCAG